Messenger RNA from Neomonachus schauinslandi (Hawaiian monk seal), 2086 nucleotides. RefSeq names its product chromosome 14 C18orf25 homolog (gene ARK2N). The transcript is spliced from 4 exons. Gene Ontology annotation, biological process: ubiquitin-dependent protein catabolic process. The coding region runs from base 1 to 1215 and encodes 404 amino acids. Gene Ontology annotation, molecular function: ubiquitin protein ligase activity. The record is from RefSeq and is a predicted model, not a curated record. Lineage: Eukaryota; Metazoa; Chordata; Mammalia; Carnivora; Phocidae.
AUGAAGAUGGAGGAGGCAGUGGGAAAAGUCGAAGAACUCAUUGAGUCUGAAGUCCCACCAAAAACAUCUGAACAAGAGACAGCUAAGGAGGAAGAUGGAUCUGUAGAACUGGAAUCUCAAGUUCAGAAAGAUGGGGUAGUGGAUUCUACAGUUCUUUCUUCAAUGCCCUGCUUAUUGAUGGAACUGAGAAGGGACUCUUCUGAGUCUCAGUUAGCAUCCACAGAAAGUGACAAGCCGACCACUGGCCGAGUUUAUGAGAGUGACUCCUCUAAUCACUGCAUGCUUUCCCCUUCCUCUAGUGGUCACCUGGCUGAUUCAGACACGUUGUCUUCUGCAGAAGAGAAUGAACCCUCCCAGGCAGAAACAGCAGUGGAAGGAGACCCUUCUGGAGUGUCUGGUGCCACCGUCGGGCGCAAGUCUCGGCGUUCCCGAUCUGAAAGUGAAACAUCUACUAUGGCUGCCAAGAAAAACCGGCAAUCCAGUGAUAAACAGAAUGGCCGAGUCGCCAAGGUUAAAGGUCAUCGGAGCCAAAAGCACAAGGAGAGAAUCAGGCUACUGAGACAGAAAAGGGAGGCUGCUGCACGGAAGAAGUAUAACCUAUUGCAGGACAGUAGUACCAGUGAUAGUGACCUGACUUGUGAUUCAAGCACGAGCUCAUCAGAUGAUGAUGAAGAGGUUUCAGGGAGCAGCAAGACAAUCACUGCAGAGAUACCAGAUGGACCUCCAGUUGUAGCUUAUUAUGAUAUGUCUGACACCAGCUCUGACCCAGAAGUGGUAAAUGUGGACAAUUUAUUGGCGGCUGCAGUAGUUCAAGAGCACAGUAAUUCUGUAGGAGGCCAGGACACAGGAGCUACCUGGAGGACCAGCGGGCUUCUAGAGGAGCUGAAUGCGGAGGCAGGUCAUUUGGAUCCAGGAUUCCUAGCAAGUGACAAGACAUCAGGUGGCAAUGCACCUCUCAAUGAAGAAAUUAAUAUUGCCUCUUCAGAUAGUGAAGUGGAGAUUGUGGGAGUUCAGGAACAUGCAAGGUGUGUUCAUCCUCGAGGAGGUGUGAUUCAGAGUGUUUCGUCGUGGAAGCACGGUUCCGGCACGCAGUAUGUCAGCACCCGGCAAACACAGUCAUGGACCGCUGUGACUCCCCAGCAGACUUGGGCUUCACCCGCGGAAGUUGUUGAUCUUACCUUGGAUGAGGAUAGCAGACGUAAAUACCUACUGUAAUACAAGGUCACUGUGUUUCCUCUGCACUGUUCCCUUCCACUUCCUCCUCCUCCUCUUUGUGACAUGGAAGUUCAUUGUCAUAGCUUCAGCCUCAGAAGCUGUUUGUGGCAUUUGUAUAAUCGAAACUCAUGGAAAAUUGCCCCCCUCCCCUCCUUUUUUUUUUUUUUUUUUAAAUUAAAAGAAGUCACUUAGGAAAAUAACUUAGCACAGAGAAAAGAAUUUCUUCUUUCCCUCAGUAGAAAUAUGAGGAUGAUGAAUUUAUUAGAGAGCUUCAUUUUACUUGGUGACUUUUGAUCUUAGGAAACUCUGCCUUCCUUUUAGAAUAAUAUUUUAAUUACCAGGUGAAAUGGAUUUCAGUUUUUGAAUCUUGUAUUUAUUUUUCUGUGUAAUAAAAUUAAUAUCUAGACUUGACCACUGUCAGCCCACCCAUUGGCACUCCUACCUUAGGGCAUUUGCACACAUUUAGUCAGGUCCUUCUUGGCACCUAGUAGGGCAUGUGCAUUUGAAAACCUGUCCUUAAAAAUAGAAGACAGAAGUAUUACUUUUCUUUUAGCUUAAGUCUUCUGCCUUCUUUCCUGACUUUGCUCCUGGCUGACUUCCCACAAUACAAAUAAUUGAUAUGGCCCUUUGUGUUUAUAAAUACUGCUAAGGUGACUUAGUUGGUCUCCUUGUUGCAAUAAUUCAUAACUCUUUAUAAAAUGUCUGCUUUUGGGGCAGAGGCAUUUCAGAUAGAUACCCACCAUGAGGUUUUCUGGGCAUGGGAGGAGAGUAUUGAGAGAUCAGUAGGAAAAUCUCUCUCCCUCAACUUUUUUUCCUGGUUUGUUCAAAUAACGGGAGAACACAGAUACCUAUUAUUUAGGUAGAAUAUGAA